Molecule: messenger RNA, 2525 nt
Organism: Daucus carota subsp. sativus
Lineage: Eukaryota; Viridiplantae; Streptophyta; Magnoliopsida; Apiales; Apiaceae
Product: peroxisomal acyl-coenzyme A oxidase 1
Exons: 14
Coding region: 252-2246 (664 amino acids)
Biological process (GO): lipid homeostasis; long-chain fatty acid metabolic process; fatty acid beta-oxidation using acyl-CoA oxidase
Cellular component (GO): peroxisome
Molecular function (GO): acyl-CoA oxidase activity; FAD binding; fatty acid binding
Source: RefSeq, a predicted model, not a curated record
CAUACAAUUCAACAACCCUGUCCGAAACUUAAAUUAGUAUUAACCAUUAUUUUAUUCAUCAAAACUACUGCGACUAGAACAACUCAUUUCUAACACAUUUAAAACUACCCCAACUCAAAACUACCACACGGAGAGACCCACAUUCUGUUACAUACAUACACAUUCUGUUACAUACAUAAGUCGUGUCUAUAUAAUAUUCAAACAAUUGUAGUUAAGUUUGAGCUAGUUUGAGUUUGUAAUUCAAGUAAGAAAUGGAAGGAGUUGAUUACUUGGGUGAUGAGAGGAGGAAAGCUGAGUUUGAUGUGGAUGAAAUGAAGAUUGUUUGGGCUGGUUCCAAGCACGCUUUCGAUCUCACUGAUCGUAUGUCCAAGAUGGUGGCCAGUGAUCCUGUUUUUCGGAAGGAUAAUAGGACUAUGCUUGACAGAAAGGCCUUGUUCAAGAGCACCCUUGAAAAAUCAGCUCAUGCAUUCAAGAGGGUCGAUGAACUUAAUCUAACUUAUGAAGAGGCAACUAAGCUAAGAUUUUUCAUCGACGAGCCCACUUACACAGAUCUUCAUUGGGGAAUGUUUGUUCCUGCUAUAAGAGGACAAGGUACUGAGGAACAACAAGAAAAGUGGUUAAAGCUUGCCGAGAAAAUGCAAAUUAUCGGUUGCUAUGCACAAACUGAACUUGGUCAUGGAUCCAAUGUACAAGGUCUUGAAACCACUGCCACAUUUGAUUCCACAACGGAUGAGUUUGUAAUUCACAGUCCAACACUUACAUCAAGCAAAUGGUGGCCUGGAGGUUUGGGUAAAGUAUCGACACAUGCUGUUGUUUAUGCUCGUCUUAUAAUUGAGGGUCAAGACCAUGGGGUACAUGGUUUUAUUGUCCAACUGCGGAGCUUAGAGGACCACUUACCUCUUCCGGGCAUAACUGUUGGUGAUAUUGGUACGAAAUUUGGCAAUGGAGGAUACAACACAAUGGACAAUGGUGUGUUAAGAUUUGAUCACGUGCGUAUACCUAGAAACCAAAUGUUGAUGCGAGUCUUGCAGGUUUCAAGAGAAGGAAAAUGUACAUAUUCUGAUGUUCCUCGCCAGCUUAUAUAUGGGACUAUGGUAUAUGUCCGGCAAAAUAUUGUAACAGAUGCUUCAAUUGCUUUAUCUAGGGCAGUUACUGUUGCUACAAGAUACAGUUGUGUUCGCAGACAAUUUGGUUCACAGAAUGGUGGGAUGGAGACUCAGGUCAUUGAUUACAAAACACAGCAGAACAGGCUUUUCCCUUUGCUGGCUUCGGCUUAUGCAUUCAGAUUUGUUUCUGAAUGGUUAAAAUGGUUGUAUGGUGAUGUGACAGCCAGAUUGAAUGCCAAUGACUUCUCAAUGUUGCCAGAGGCACAUGCAUGUACUGCCGGGCUCAAGUCUUUGACCACAUCUGCCACUGCCGAUGCUAUUGAAGAAUGUCGAAAAUUGUGUGGGGGCCAUGGCUACCUAUGUAGUAGUGGCCUUCCUGAAUUGUUCGCGAUGUAUGUACCUGCAUGUACAUAUGAAGGAGACAAUGUGGUGCUGCUUUUACAGGUUGCGAGGUUUCUUGUGAAGACUGUAUCUCAGUUGGGAUCUGGAAAACAGCCAGUGGGAACAACUGCUUAUAUGGGGCGAGCAGAACAUUUGAUGCAAUGUCGUUCUAACGUUGAAAGAGCUGAAGAUUGGCUAAAUCCCAGUGCAAUUCUAGAGGCAUUUGAGGCUAGGGCGUUCAGAAUGGUUGUUUCCUGUGCUCAGAGUUUGCGCAAUUUCCCAAGCCCCGAAGAAGGAUUUGCGGAGCUGUCAGCAGAUUUAGCCGAGGUGGCAAUUGCUCACUGCCAGUUGAUUGUAGUUUCCAAAUUCAUUGAUAAAUUGAAACAAGAAAUUCCUGGAAAGGGGGUCAAACAGCAACUUAAAAAUCUCUGUAAUAUCUACGCACUGUCUCUUCUUCACAAGCACCAGGGUGAAUUUCUCGCUACCAGCAGUAUCACAGCCGAGCAGGCUUCACUUGCAAAUACUCAACUUAGAAAUUUAUAUUCCCAGGUCCGGCCAAAUGCUGUUGCACUAGUAGACUCAUUCAACUACACAGACCACUACCUUGGUUCAAUCCUUGGCCGUUAUGAUGGAAAUGUCUAUCCAAAGCUUUACGAGGCAGCAUGGAAGGAUCCGCUGAAUGAAUCUGUUGUGACCGAUGGUUAUGUUGAAUACAUUAAGCCUUUGCUCAAGGGGAAGUUACACUUGUCUAGGCUCUGAAAGAAGACCCAAAAAGCAAACUUUUCAAAUUUGGUUAGUCCAUUAAGUUAUUCCCUUGUCCUAAUGCAAUAGAGAACACUAUUCUUCUCCAUAAAAAUUUAGAAUUCCUCGCAUUUUGUUCUUCAAGGAAUAAGGCAAAGAACGAGUGAGUACUGUAGUGGCCAAUUCUUCAUCUGAGAUUCAGGAAUAGAUUGUUCGGUAUUAUCCAUAUUGUCAACUAGGCUUAAUUUACUCUUUUGUUGCUUGUCUAUGAGUUUUAUAACUUUACUCUUUUAUUCA